Manis javanica (Malayan pangolin) is the source of this 8548-nucleotide messenger RNA. Lineage: Eukaryota; Metazoa; Chordata; Mammalia; Pholidota; Manidae. The record is from RefSeq and is a predicted model, not a curated record.
GAAGAGGACAAAGGCGGUGCGCGGCCUGUGUCAUCCGCCAUCUUGUGCGAAGCAAGGUGGCCUCCACGUUCCCUGAGCGUCUUCUCCGCUUCUGCCUCUCCCGCCCCUUGAUCACAGACAUGUCUCGGGAUCGGUUCAGGAGCCGUGGCGGUGGCGGCGGCGGCUUCCACCGGCGCGGAGGCGGCGGCGGCCGAGGCGGUCUCCACGACUUCCGCUCGCCGCCGCCGGGCAUGGGCCUCAAUCAGAACCGCGGACCCAUGGGGCCCGGACCGGGCCAGGGUGUCCCGAAGCCACCGAUCCCGCCACCACCACCACACCAACAGCAGCAGCAGCCGCCGCCGCAGCAGCCACCGCCGCAGCAGCCGCCACCGCUUCAGUCGCCGCCGCAUCAGCAGCCCCAUCAGCAGCCGCCGCCGCCGCCACAGGACUCGUCCAAGCCCGUUGUUCCUCAGGGACCAGGACCGGCUCCCGGAGUAGGCAGCGCGCCGCCGGCCUCAGGCUCGGCGCCACCUGCCGCACCCCCGACCUCUGGGGUCGCGACGGGGCCGGGCCCCACCCCGACCCCGCCGCCUGCUGUCACCUCGGCGCCCCCCGGCCCGCCCCCGCCCCCGCCGCCGAGCAGCGGGGUGCCCACUACCCCGCCGCAGGCCGGGGGCCCGCCGCCUCCACCUGCAGGGGGCCCGGGGCCGGGGCCUAAACAGGGCCCAGGACCCGGCGGCCCCAAAGGCGGCAAAAUGCCCGGUGGGCCGAAGCCCGGCGGUGGCCCGGGCCUGAGCACCCCUGGCGGCCACCCCAAGCCGCCGCACCGAGGCGGCGGGGAGCCCCGCGGAGGCCGGCAACACCACCCACCCUACCACCAGCAGCAUCACCAGGGGCCCCUGCCCGGUUGCCCCGGCGGCCGCAGCGAGGAGAAGAUAUCCGAUUCGGAGGGAUUUAAAGCCAACUUGUCACUGUUGAGGAGGCCUGGAGAGAAAACUUACACACAGCGUUGUCGGUUGUUUGUUGGGAAUCUACCUGCUGAUAUCACAGAGGAUGAAUUCAAAAGACUAUUUGCUAAAUAUGGAGAACCAGGAGAAGUUUUUAUCAACAAAGGCAAAGGAUUCGGAUUUAUUAAGCUUGAAUCUAGAGCACUGGCUGAAAUUGCCAAAGCUGAACUUGAUGAUACGCCCAUGAGAGGUAGGCAGCUUCGGGUUCGCUUUGCCACACAUGCUGCUGCUCUUUCCGUUCGCAAUCUUUCACCUUAUGUUUCCAAUGAACUGUUGGAAGAAGCCUUUAGCCAGUUCGGUCCUAUUGAAAGGGCUGUUGUAAUUGUGGAUGACCGUGGAAGAUCUACAGGGAAAGGCAUAGUUGAAUUUGCUUCUAAACCAGCAGCAAGAAAAGCAUUUGAAAGAUGCAGUGAAGGCGUUUUCUUACUGACAACAACUCCUCGUCCAGUCAUUGUGGAACCACUUGAACAAUUGGAUGAUGAAGAUGGUCUUCCUGAAAAACUUGCACAGAAGAAUCCAAUGUAUCAAAAGGAGAGAGAAACUCCUCCUCGUUUUGCCCAGCAUGGCACAUUUGAGUAUGAAUAUUCUCAGCGAUGGAAGUCCCUGGAUGAAAUGGAAAAACAGCAAAGGGAACAAGUUGAAAAAAACAUGAAAGAUGCAAAAGACAAAUUGGAAAGUGAAAUGGAAGAUGCCUAUCAUGAACAUCAGGCAAACCUUCUGCGUCAAGAUCUGAUGAGACGCCAAGAAGAAUUAAGACGCAUGGAAGAACUUCAUAAUCAAGAAAUGCAGAAACGUAAAGAAAUGCAAUUGAGGCAAGAGGAGGAGCGACGUAGAAGGGAAGAAGAGAUGAUGAUUCGACAGCGUGAGAUGGAAGAACAAAUGAGACGCCAAAGAGAGGAAAGCUACAGCCGAAUGGGCUAUAUGGAUCCAAGAGAGAGAGACAUGAGAAUGGGUGGUGGAGGAGCGAUGAACAUGGGAGAUCCCUAUGGUUCAGGAGGCCAGAAAUUUCCACCUCUAGGUGGUGGUGGUGGUGGCAUAGGUUAUGAAGCUAAUCCUGGAGUUCCACCAGCAACCAUGAGUGGUUCCAUGAUGGGAAGUGACAUGCGUACUGAGCGCUUUGGGCAGGGAGGUGCGGGACCUGUGGGUGGACAGGGUCCUAGAGGAAUGGGGCCUGGAACUCCAGCAGGAUAUGGUAGAGGGAGAGAAGAGUAUGAAGGCCCAAACAAAAAACCCCGAUUUUAGAUGUGAUACCUAGGCUUUCAUUCCAGUUUGUUUUUUGUCUUUUCUUGUUUAGAUACCAAUCUUUUAAAUUCUUGCAUUUUAGUAAGAAAGCUACCUUUUUAUGGAUGUUAGCAGUUUAUUGACCUAAUAUUUGUAAAUGGUCUGUUUGGGCAGGUAAAAAUAUGUAAUGCAGUGUUUGAAACAGGAAUUUAUUUUUCCUUUUUUUCUUUUUUUAACUGUAUAAUGUCCCUCAAGUUAUGGCAGUGUACCUUGUGCCACUGAAUUUCCAAAGUGUACCAAUUUUUUUUUUACUGUGCUUCAAAUAAAUAGAAAAAAUAGUUACAAUAUUGAUCUUCAACUUUGCCAUUCAUGCUUCUAUGCACAUUAGGCUAGGUAUUCUAUUUUGAAAGCAUGAGAGUGUCAGGCCUUCCAAUGGCAUAUGCCAUUUCUGGGAAAUGUACUUGUAGGCUAAAUACUUCUUUCUAUAAAUAACUACCCCCUUGUUUUAAAACGAAGAAAUGCAUAUUGAAGUAGUUUCAUGAUUUGAUUUGUUUGGCAUUAUAGGAAGCAAGCCGGUGCUAAGUAUUUUAAAUGGUUAUGAAAGCAAAGCUGAACUGUAAAUCUUCAUUCAGGAAUGUGUAUUAAGGUCAUGGAAUGGGUGUAAGACUGUUAGCGGGAGAGAGUGGGUAUGACUAAAUGGAUCUUUUAUGGCCCUAUGAUCUAUCCUUUCCUUGAAGGUUUCUGAAGAAAAGUGGGAAGAUUUUGUUGCAUUCCUCUAUUCUUGUUUUUAAAAGAACAAGUCCCAAGCCCUACAAAUGGCUUGUAUUGAACUUCACAUUUGAAUUAAAGAUUGUUAAACAUGAAGUCUUUUCAUGUAUUACUUGAAGCAAGUUAAAAGAUGGGUUUGGUCUGAAAAACUCAACUUUAAGAAGUUUAGUGACCAUAAAGUAGGCUUAGGUGUACAUUUGUUCCCUGUAACUUCUACAUCUCCUUGUGCUACUUACUCUUGGGCAAAGUCUGUAGGACUAUAAAAAUCUGUUCUCUUUUCUAAGAGCUAGUGGUGACCAUUAAUAACAAACAGGGUUACAGAUGACCAUUCUUAAUACAAAAUAUUUGUUAACUUGUUUUUCCAUGGUUUCUUUGAUGUAGCACUAAAUAUGGAGAGAGUUUGCUCAUGCUACACAGUACAAAUAUCCCUCCCACCAUAAAGCUUUGGAGUGUUUCGAUGGUGUUGUCAGUUUGUCAACUUCAUUGAAUCUCCUUACAUUAGAGUAAGAAACAUUUUUGAGUUAACAUUAGAUUGUUACUGUUGGCUGUUAGUACAAUGGGAACCUGCUUUUUCAGUGUGUAUAUGUUAGUAAAGGAAAAACUUCUAACAGUAGGUAAAGUAAUUGAAUGGUUUGGGUUUGUUCUUCGUUAUGUUUCCAUUUAAAUUUGUACGUUAUAGAACUCUUACUAUGGAAUGUCUUCCUAUUCACCUGUUCUUGAUGCUAAUUGGCAAAAGUAAAAUUCUAAAUCAAAUCUUUGUUAAAAUGCUGAAGUUUAGUACUGUGCCUGAGUACAAAGGGAAACCUAUUGUUGAAACACUUAAGCACUUUUUCUGCAUAGAAAACUGGAUAAUAGUAAAGUUAAAACACUAGUGGGGUUUAAAGGCAUGUCACUCAAUUCUGGUUGUGUGACAGGUACAAGGUGUGAUUUAAGGGAGAGAAUCUCACUGGAAAAUGUUCAUUAUUCUGUUAACUGAGACACUUGGAAAUGGGUAGUUCUACCAUAAUUUUACCAAUGAGGAAGUUCUGUCCCAAGGCAAGUUACUCACCUCGUGAUGUGUCUGAGAUUUUCUGUAUGGAAACAAGGUCUUGAUUUGAAAGGAGUCCAUUACAGUUUGGUUGAAUUGUAUGGUAGGGACUCCACUAAUAAAUAAGGGGGUGUUCUUGGGACACCCAUAGAGGGUGAACUGGAAUGUGUGUGGGUGGGGGCUGGUUGGGAAAUGGGAAAAUCUGCCUAUAAAAUUAAUGUUUCAGUUUAUUUUUCAGAUUACAUGCCUUUCUUUAUAAGGGAUGCUGGCACAGACCCCUAAAAUAAGCUUUUGGUAGUACUAUACUUUUGAAGAGUGGUGAAGGAUGCUAAUGGAUAAUCUCCUGGAAGUUGUGGUUUUGAUAGCCUUACUGUGGGCUGUAGAAUUGCUAAACAUUGUUUAGCAAAUAAUGAUGCUUAGUUUCAAUGAAGUUUUGACUUUCAUCACUGAAAUAGUAGGGUACCAAGGGUUGUAAGCUACUCAAAUAGACUUUCAGAAAGUCUUGCAAUGUAUAUGAUAGUUUUUAUUUAGUCUAAUGUGAAUUUAAUCAUCUUAAAAGAUAGUUUCCUAAAAGCUGGUAGGAAACUUGGGGUGGGAACGGGAAGGUAGUACUUUCGAAGUAGUCUAGCCAUUUUUCUCAUUUAUAGAAACCACCUGUCCCCAUUUCCUCUUCUCCACUUUCUCUAGUAAUUUUAAGAGGAACAGUGAUUGAUUUAAACUUGUAGUCUUUAAAAACUGCAUUCUCUGAUACCGCAGUGUAAAUACGUGUCGUAUAAGCUUACCCAUUGGCUCCCAUUUUAGUGUAACCAUAAUUAAUCUCUCUGCUUAGGACACUAAUUAAACUCCUAAGAUAUAAAUCCCACCACUCUUUAUUAGAUGUAUUUCACCACUAAUACAAACAGAUAAUAAUUGGGGAAAUUGUAAUGUACGCCUGUGCAAUUUUUAUAAGUGGCAUAUUAUGGCAGAUAAAAAUUUAGAUACUUGGCUUUUCUCGGGCAAGCCACUAAGUUGUGGUGGAAUGUUCUCUGGUGUUCUUGGACUGCAAUUAUGCACUAUUAAAGUAGUGGCCUGCUACAUAACUGCAUUUAGCCAGCAUUUCUGCAGUGCGUAACUGUGAGGAACGUAGUACCGCAAAUGGCAAUGGACAUUAGGACCCGGAUGUAGUAUUCCUGCUUGCUCCAAGAUUCUCAUUGCCGACUGCAUACAGGUAGGUAACAAGCAAUAUAAUCUAACUUGGUGACUUGCUAUGUACUUUUAUUCCGUGGGCAUUCUGACAUCACACUUCUGACAAUGAAAUCACAGUGCAGCACCUAACUACUUGUAUGGUAAAGUUAGCUUUUAUCAAAACUGUGUGGGUUUGGGUUCAGAGCUGUAAUUUUUCAGGCAGAAAUCAGUGCUGUUGCGGUUCUCAGAUAAAAAGUGCAAACUUGAUUCUUUGGUAUAUCUGACUCAGUUGUGUGGUUUUUCUUGAGCUGCAUUGUAACUGAAGAUGACCUGGGACAUCAGUGGUAUGGGGGAGAGGGAACCAAACCAUACUUGGGAAGUAGAGUGCUUUUAGCAUCUUAACAUGGACUGUAUAGUAUGUGAUAGUCUCUGUUGUGGCAAACUGACCUGCCCAUUGGUCAGCAAUAUCAAUAAUUUCAGAGUGCAAUCUUGGUAAUAAUUUUGCAGAUUGAGUGAAUUAAGACCAAAAGUACAGUUUUUUUGUAAUGUGAUUUAAAAAUUUUUUCUGUGGGCUCCAUGGGAACACCUUUGUUACUAAACCUGGGCUUAUUAGAUGGGAGUCUAACAUGAAGAGUUGAAGUUAUGUGACCUGUCUAAAUAUGUCUAUACUCUAAACUUGGGGGAAAGUGGUGUGGCACAUUGAUAGCCUACAGUUGAAUACAUCUUGGGAAUCAUUUCCCAAUCAAGACCGUCGUAUUCUGUAGGAUAACUGCAGAUGUUCAGCAUAGCUUUUUGAAUUUGGUUCCCUUAGCUUUAGGGAUGUGAUGUUAUAAUCCAAAAUGGUCAAUCACCAAAAAAAUCUUUAGAAGCACCCUCUUUUGUUAAGGACUUAAGCUUUUUUCAUCAACUUUUCUAGACCUCAAUUCAACUUAACUUUGGUCUCUGAACUGGUUUUUAGCUAUAGUGUGCAUGAGAAAUGGCGUUCACGUAUAACGCUUUCUGCUCUGUAACUGGAAAAAUUUGGUUUACUUUGCAUAAAUGCUGGUGAAAACUUCACGACUAUGAGAAUUUUCUUCCAAUGUAUCAAGAAAAAUGUCUAGCUCUUUAGCAGGCAAUUCACAAGGUGGGGACAAGUUUGUACUUUGAUCUGUAGUUCAUUCAAGCAAAUAACUCGACUUUCCUGCUAGAUAAAAGCAAAUGGUGACUAGCUCUCUCUGUCAAUAAUACAAAGUAGACCAAACAAUGGUCAGCUUUUAGUGACAAAAUGUCACUGAAUUGGCAUACAACGUUGGUAGGAUUUUCCUGUGGCAUAAUCCAUUAAAUCGGUGGCCAACACUUGACACCGUGAUGUAGUGAUUGAGUGUUAAGGAGUAAACCUGAGCUUUUAUUUCUAAACAGUCAAUAACAAUUUUGAGAGAAUAUACGUAUUACAAUAUAUGGACUUCAGGAACAUCAUUGGAGUGGGGGGUAAAUUUCGCUUCAUUCUGCUUAUUUCAAGAUGAAUAGGCUUUUGCACUUUCAAAUGAGAAACCUGUGACUUAAGUUGAUUCACUUAGUUUUGUUUGUAGUUAUAAUUUCUGAAUCUUAGUAUAGAGGGUCUUAAAAUCAGUCAAAAAGCUGGAAAUAAAUGGGUUUCAGUAAUCACACUAUACUGAGGUGCUCGCAUUGUAUUUCAUAGUCUUUUCUCGUUACAAACCAAAAUAAUUCUUUUCAUGAAUAUGGUCUGAAGUUCAGAAAUGUGAUGCCAGAAUGCAUUUUCGUACUGUUAGGCCCUUGGAACAGAUACCGGUGCUUUCUGAAAGAUGAAAGAAAUGGAAUGGGUGCUCUUCACAUAAGGUUGCAAAACCUACAAAGAAUUCAUAAUAGUCUCACUUUUCCCCAAUAAAGAAAUGCGUGUGACUAGUUUUGGACUUCUAACUUCAAUGGGGGUUGCAUGUCUCCUAUUGUUAAUCAUUGUCAGCUGCAGUGACAUGAUACACAGUCCUGCAUUUACUACCUUUCCCUCACUGAUUUUGGACAGGUUUUUAGAGAGCAGGGAUGUUUGUUCUGGGCCUUUAUUUGGUUUUGGCUUUAGCUAAUAAUGUUUCAGUGCUCUGUCAGCUAGUGCAGUUCUCAAACGGCUGCCUAUUAUUAUUAGGGCAAGAACUCGGGAUUUGGCUGCUCCUAAUCAUCUGUCAUUGCUGCUAGAUAAUGAUUGGCAAUAUUUAAGACUCAACUGUGGAAAUCUCACAGUUGGUAAACCAUCAAUCAUAAAAUUGUUUCUUUUGAACACCAGUGCUGAAAAUGCAAAGAUCUUAUUUGGAGGGUGAAAAGAGGGCUGGAUGUAGAACAGGAUAAUCUGGAGAAUGGGGGGAGAAUGCAAAACGAUAUAGUAUCCCUUAUGGAGGUACAUGUGCAACAGGGAACUCUUAUUUCAUAUACCCUUGGUAGUAACUGAUCAGGGAGGAGGAAAAACCUGGAACUUGAAUUAAGGCUGAUCUUUCUGUUUUUGUGCACUGUGGCCCUGCCAGGCAUAUAUAUAGUGAAUGUGAAUGUAUUCUCCCUCAGAAAAACUCAGAUUCCUUGCUGUCCCGAUGAGGCAUAGCUUCCCUGCCCUGACUUAAAACCCAGUGAGGACUUGGAGAGAAUGAGGGCAAUGUAUAGGAUAUUGCAGGAUAACAACUGCAUUGUUGUGUACUGUGGAAUGGGGAGGGCACUCUUGGAGGACUCCUGCUGAAGGUGGUCAGGCCGCCUGAGAAGGGAAGACAAGACAUACUUGAAUGGGGAGCAGGGUAUGUGCUUUUAUAUGGAAAGAGCUGAUGUUAAAACUCAUUUGGUAAGGUAAACGUUGUCACAUACCUUCACAUAAGGGAUAGUAUAUUUUGGGUUGCAGUCAAACUUCAUUGUGCUCAGACUAGUGAAAAUAGCAGUUAGGCUUUUGUAUUUUAAAGAAGAUCCAGUUUUGAUUCUAUUCAGGUGUCUACUUUAUUACUUAACGUUAAGAAUAAUUUUAGAUUUUCCCCCCCCAUGAAAUUUCUUCCUGUUUUUUUUUUUUUAAAUGCUGUAACUUGCCCCCCAAUCUUUGUCUCUGGAAUUUUACUCUUUAAAUUUUGAAGUUAACUAGCAUUUUCAAAUCUUUAUACCCUUGUCUUUUAUGUUAACUUUUUCUUAUUAUUCUUUAGGUAAGAAUGAUUGAUGUUGGCUGAUACUGGAGUGCUCAUUCACUUCAGGUGAAUAAGAUGCUUGUUCUCAGUACAUCACACAGGAUGAGCCAACCGAGAAGGAGAGCUGCAGCUGUUAGACUGAGGAGUGUCUAGGAUCAGGCAAACUUCAGAAAACCAGUAAGGAAGAGGACAAAGGAAUGAACAACCUAAAUGUCAUUAAUAAAGACAUUUUUAAAUGA